AUGCUCACCGGCUUCCUCCGUCUGUUUGGCCAGUUGCCUCUCGCGCUCAAGCCUUUGAAGCUCUUCCUUCUGCGUUCGCUUUCGAUUCUCUUCCGUUCCCGUUCCUGCCUCUGCCGCGGUUCCUCCCUUUCGCGCGCUUCUCGCUCCUCGGCCUCGACCACCAGCCUCUGCGCUCUCGAUCCUCCACCCUCGCCUCCUUUUCGCGCGUUUCUCUCCUUCCCUCCGCCUCUUCCGCUCCCGUUCGUCCUCUCUCCUCCCUUUUCCUCCUCCCUUCGCGCUUUCCUUUUUCUCUCCCUCCCUCUUCCGCUCUUCCUCCUCUGCCUCUUGUCCUCCUGUUGCGCUCUGUUUUUUUCUUCUGCUUCUCCUCCCUCUUCUGCGCCUCCUCCCUUCGACGCUUCUCCUUUUCGCGCUCACCUUUCUUUCCUCCUCCUCUUCCGCUCUUCCGUCCUCCCUCUGCCGUUUUCUCCUCCUUUCGCGCUCAGCCUUCUCCUCCAGUUCCGCUCUUCCUCCUCCCUCUGCCGCUUCUCCUGUUCGCGCUCUGCCUUUUCCCUCUUCCGUUCUUCAUCCUCCUCUGCCGCUUCUCUCUUUUCGCGCUCCAUCUUCGUCGCUUCCUCCCUCUUCGCUCAUCCUCCCUCUUCCGCUCAUCCUCCUGCGUUUUCUCUCCUUUUCGCGCUCAGCCUUCUCCUCCCUCUUCCGCUCUUCCUCCUCCCUCUGCCGCUUCUCCUCCUGUUCGCGCUCUGCCUUUUCCCUCUUCCGCUCUUCAUCCUCCCUCUGCCGCUUCUCUCUUUUCGCUCCACCUUCGUCGCUUCCUCCCUCUUCCGCUCAUCUCCCUCUUCCGCUCGUCCUCCUGCGUUUCUCUCCUUUUCGCGCUCAGCCUUCUCCCUGUUCCGCUCUUCCUCCUCCCUCUGCCGCUUCUCCUCCUGUUCGCGCUCUCCGUCUUUCCUCCGUCUUUUCUCCUCUUCCGUUCUUCAUCCUCCCUCUGCCGCUUCAUCUCCUUUUCGCGCUCCAUCUUCGUCGCUUCCUCCCUCUUCCGCUCAUCCUCCUGCCGUUUCUCAUCCUUUUCGCGCUCAGCCUUCUCCCUAUUCUGCUCUCCUCCUCCCUCUGCCGCUUCCCUCCUGUUCGCGCUCAGCCUUCUCCUCCCUCUUCCGCUCUUCAUCCUCCUUCUGCCGCUUCUCCUCGUUUUCGCGCUCCACCUUCGUCGCUUCCUCCCUCUUCCGCUCAUCCUCCCUCAUCCGCUCAUCCUCCUGCCGUUUCUCAUCCUUUUCGCGCUCAGCCUUCUCCCUGUUCUGCUCUUCCUCCUCUCCCCUGCCGUUUCUCCUCCUUUUCGCGCAUAGCCUUCUCCUCCUUGUUCCGCUCUUCCUCCUUCCUCUGCCGCUUCUCCUCCUGUUCGCGCUCUGCCUUGUCUUCCCUCUUCCGUUCUUCAUCCUCCCUCUGCCGCUUCUCCUCCUUUUCGCGCUCCAUCUUCGUCGCUUCCUCCCUCUUCCGCUCAUCCUCCCUCUUCCGCUCAUCCUCCCUCUGCCGUUUCUCCUCUUCGCGCUCAGCCUUCUCCUCCCUCUUCCGCUCUUCCUCCUCCCUCUGCCGCUUCUCCUCCUGUCCGCGCUCUGCCUUCUCCUCCCUCUUCCGUUCUUCAUCCUCCCUCUGCCGUUUCUCCUCCUUUCACGCUCCAGCUUAGUCUCUUCCUCCCUCUUCCGCUCAUCCUCCUGCCGUUCUCCUCCUUUUCGCGCUCAUCCUCCUCCGCUUUCCGCUCUUUCCACCUCCCCUGCCGCUUUUCCUCCCGUUCGCGCUCAGCCUUCUCUCCUCCCUCUUCGCUCUUCCACCUCCCUCUGCCGCUUUUCCUCCGUUCGCGCUCAGCCUUUUCUCCUCCUCCCUCUUCCGCUCUUCCACCUCCUCUGCCGCUUUUCCUCCAGUUCGCGCUCAGCCUUUUUCUCCUCCCUCUUCCGCUCUUCCUCCUCCCUCUGCCGCUUUUCCUCCGUUCGCGCUCAGCCUUUUUCUCCUCCCUCUUCCGCUCUUCCACCUCCCUCUGCCGCGUUUCCUCCCGUUCGCGCUCAGCCUUUUUCUCCUCCUCCCUCUUCCGCUCUUCCACCUCCCUCUGCCGCGUUUCCCCGUUCGCGCUCAGCCUUUUUCUCCUCCUCCCUCAUCCGCUCUUCCACCUCCUCUACCGCUUUUCCUCUGUUCGCGCUCACCCUUUUUCCUCCUCCCUCUUCCGCUCUUCCUCCUCCCUCUGCCGCUUUUCCUCGUUCGCGCUCAGCCUUUUCUCCUCCCUUUCCGCUCUUCCACCUCCCUCUGCCGCUUUUCCUCCCUUCGCGCUCAGCCUUUUCCUCCUCCCUCUUCCGCUCUUCCAGCUCCCUCUGCCGCUUUCCUCCUGUUCGCGCUCAGCCUUUUUCUCCUCCUCCCUCUUCCGCUCUUCCUCCCCCUCUGCUGCUUUUCCUCCUGUUUGCGCUCAGCCUUUUUCUCCUCCCUCUUCCGCUCUUCCUCCUCCUUCUGCCGCUUUUCCUCCUUUUCGCGCUCAGCCUUCUCUCCUCCCCCUCUUCCGCUCUUCCACCUCCCUCUGCCGCUUUUCCUCCCGUUCGCGCUCAGCCUUUUCUCCUCCUCCCUCUUCCGCUCUUCCACCUCCCUCUGCCGCUUUUCCUCCAGUUCGCGCUCAGCCCUUUUCUCCUCCUCCCUCUUCCGCUCUUCCUCCUCCCUCUGCCGCUUUUCCUCCUGUUCGCGCUCAGCCUUUUUCUCCUCCCUCUUCCGCUCUUCCACCUCCCUCUGCCGCGUUUCCUCCCGUUCGCGCUCAGCCUUUUUCUCCUCUCCCUCUUCCGCUCUUCCACCUCCCUCUGCCGCGUUUCCUCCCGUUCGCGCUCAGCCUUUUUCUCCUCCUCCCUCUUCCGCUCUUCCACCUCCCUCUACCGCUUUUCCUCCUGUUCGCGCUCACCCUUUUCUCCUCCUCCCUCUUCCGCUCUUCCUCCUCUCCCUCUGCCGCUUUUCCUCAUGUUCGCGCUCAGCCUUUUUCCUCCUCCCUCUUCCGCUCUUCCCUCCCCCUCUCUUUUCCUCUCGCGCCAGCCUUUUUCUCCUCCCUCUUUUCCACCUCCUCCCGUUCGCGCUCAGCCUUUUCCUCCUCCCUCUUCCGCUCUUCCAGCUCCCUCUGCCGCUUUUCCUCCUGUUCGCGCUCAGCCUUUUUCUCCUCCUCCCUCUUCCGCUCUUCCUCCACCCUCUGCCGCUUUUCCUCCUGUUUGCGCUCAGCCUUUUUCUCCUCCCUCUUCCGAUCUUCCUCCUCCUUCUGCCGCUUUUCCUCCUUUUCGCGCUCCAUCUUCCUCGCCUCCUCGCUCUUCCUCUCGUCUUCUUCCCUUUGCCUCAAGUCCUCCUUUUCGCGCUCGACCUUCCUCUCUUUCUCCCUCACAUUUUCUUCCUCCCUCUCCCUGUCCCCCUCCAUCGAACUCACCUCUCGCUCCUGGUCCUCGAGUCUCAUCCGCUUCUGUUCCACCCUCUGAUUCGCCUCUUCCCCCUCGCGUGCUUCCCGCCCUGAUCAUACUUCUUCUUUUUCUUGCCUCCCGCCUCUAA
Closterium sp. Yama58-4 is the source of this 3543-nucleotide messenger RNA. The record is from the annotation of a GenBank genome assembly. NCBI's taxonomy places the organism in Eukaryota, Viridiplantae, Streptophyta, Zygnematophyceae, Desmidiales, Closteriaceae.